This is a messenger RNA of Haliotis rufescens (red abalone), 10991 nucleotides long. RefSeq lists its product as uncharacterized. Gene Ontology annotation, biological process: humoral immune response; signal transduction; positive regulation of canonical NF-kappaB signal transduction. Gene Ontology annotation, molecular function: protein binding. NCBI's taxonomy places the organism in Eukaryota, Metazoa, Mollusca, Gastropoda, Lepetellida, Haliotidae. The transcript is spliced from 6 exons. The coding region runs from base 288 to 2288 and encodes 666 amino acids. The record is from RefSeq and is a predicted model, not a curated record.
ACGCUAGUUGCUCGCUCAAACGCAACCAAAAUGGCGUCCACCAACAACUUCCUUGUUGGAACUGGGUGAGAUUUCAGGUUCAUCCAAGAUGGUGAGAGGAGUAGCUGCUCAGUCUGCCAUUGUCUGGUGAUCAGGGGAAGGUGACAGGUUGUCUUCGAUUUCACCACUGACCUAGAAGGUUUAAAGGUCACAAAGCUCGUCAAAGGUCAAGGACCUUAUUGAAAAAUCAAGGUCACACUGAAUGGUCAGCCUUGAACUUUGUCUGCUGUGUGUAGGUGAAGGCCGCAAUGAUGGAGGAAAUACCUUUCCGAUGUUUGCCAUACACAGCUUGGCAGGAGCUGACUGUGAAAUUAGAGCCAAACCUAUUGCUUGGCUCGGACUGGCGACAUUUAGCAGAGAAACUAGGGUACGACUCAGAAGAUGUUGCGUACUUUGAGUCUCGCCGACCGGAGAAACCAUGCACACUGUUGCUGCUGGGAGAGUAUGUGAAGAAGGAGUCGUCCACGAUCCAGAAGUUGAAGACAGCACUGGAGGAGAUGGCAAGACCUGAUGCUGUGAAGGUGCUGAACAAUCACAUGCAGGAAGCCGAAGAAAAGUAUAAGAAUGAAAAGAAUGCAGUUCAACAGUCACCUCGCACCCCCGAUGAAGUCUCCUACAACUGGCCGUCAAACUCUUUUGCGCCUCACAUGUAUCCAUCACUAGACAUGCAUGGCCACAUGGCACACCAGGGCAUGGUGAAUUCCAUGCAGUAUUGCCCAACCAGUGCCUGCCACAUCCUCCAGUCUCCACCCUGCAGGCACAAUUCCAUCCCUGAGCCACGACACCCCAUGUGUAAUGGCUACCCUAGUCAGAAUGGAAGUAUGUCCUAUAUCAUGUCGCGGGGUGUGCAGGGACACCCUUACUUCAGCGGUGAAUACACUCCACCCCAGCACAAUGGCUGCCAGGAGAGCAUGAUGGUCCAUCAGGACCCUCCAGGACCAGGGGACAUGAUGUCAGUCGAUGACAUCGACAUGGAGGAAGACAAUCAUCGCCGAGAGGAACCUGCACCUUUGCCACGGACCAUCAUGAGGGGAGAUAACCAACUGUCAUCAUUCACUCACUCACAGUCCAUGGGACAACCAGCCGCUAUAGAUGUUGCUCGUGAAGAGGAAGUGGAAACUUCAGGGCGUAAUGCCAGCUACAUUGCAAUUAAUCACGUUGGAGAAAGACAACACGGUCGACCAGAAUAUUACGGCCAGAAUAUGGGCCCCAAACAGCCUAUGUCAUCCUCCAACAGGCCUUACAUUAUCAAAGGCACCAUCAUCAACAUGAACAGUCAUCAAAUGAUGCAUGAUGCAGGCCUGCGGAAGGUGUCCUCUCCACCUAUAUCCAAGCUGCAGCAGUUGGCUCAACUACCGCCUUGCUACCAGCCAAAUCAGGAAUACAAGAAAAUUGUUGCAGAUCAGAAGGUGGAAGAUGAGCGGAUGGGAAGGCCUCGACAAUUCAAAGAAGAGAAAAUUGAUGCUCCCAGCUGUAGUGGUCACGAUCAUCUGAAUUUCACUGACCUAAAAAAAAUGCAAUUGCGAGCUAAAAAUGGAGUGAGAGAGACGCCCAAAACGUUUCCGCGGGUGAAGACUCCCACUACAGGGACUGUUGUAGGCAGCCUGCAGAUGAACCAGUCCAAUACACUCACUAAGUCGUCUUCCAUGCCAGUAGAUAUGAAGCCAGCUGAGUUCAGGAAAGCCUUCCGCCAUAUCAAGGUGUUCGUGACGUACUCCAACGACAGCAAGAACCACCUCUGCCAUGUGCUAUCUCUGUGUAACUGCAUGGUGAAGAACGGGUUCUCGGUCUGCGUUGACAUCAACAGCCGCUAUGUCUCAACACUCCCCAACCAGCAUGACAAGGUCAACUGGUACCAGGAAAAGUUCAAUGAGUCUGAUUUCAUCCUAGUAUGUCCGUCUGCUAAAUACAAAACGGAGAUCGAGGCGCAGGAAUUGUCCAAGAAUGGGAUGAUGCCGGAGAGUCAGCUCCACACCCGAUACAUCUACGCACAGAUGCUGAAGGAGUACAGACAACAUGAAAAGAACACCAGGUUUGUCCCUGUGCUGUUCCAAGACUCUGAUGAACUGUACCUUCCGUCAUGGCUAAAGAAGACGUUGAAAUACUCCUGGCCAAGUCAGUACAAGGAUCUGUUGUGGAUGCUUACUCGCCCCGAAGAUCGAAUCAAACCCAAGCCAAAGUUGUUCUCCGAGUCCACCAGCCAAUCAAAUUCACCAAUACAUGAGGACGAGCACUUAACCGAUUCUUGAGCGGGUGACAGAUUGUUGAGAAACAUUAUUCUUCAUGUUCGUUGACUUUCUGUUUCAUUCUAAAAAAAUCAAGAAGGAAAUCGUCUCACUCUCAUGGGGAGACUUGGCUUGAACCAAUUGGCAGCCGUAAGAAGUGUGAUACAAAUUAUUCAAACAUCACUUUGUGUGCUAACUCAGAUGUUUGGGUAGAUGUCAGUCUAUUGGUUAAAUACCCUAAUUCCACAGAGAAAGAGUGUCAGUUGAAUUGGACACUAUUACAAUGUCUGGACCUAGUCUUGGGAACCAGGCCGUGGAAAUUAGCCUCCUUUAAGAUUGAGAACUCUAACUGACCAGCGAGGCUUCUCCUCAGGUUGAGGGCAUGGGACAUGUUCCACCAAGCACUGAUUGACCAGUGUUGAUCGCAGGGGAGACAUUCAACCAAACAAUGACUGACCAGUGAGGCUUCUCCUCAAGUUGAGGGCAUGGGACAUGUUCCACCAAGAACUGAUUGACCAGUGUUGAUGGCAAGGGAGACAUUCCACCAAACAAUGACUGACCAGUGAGGCUUCUCCUCAAGUUGAGGGCAUGGGACAUGUUCCACCAAGAACUGAUUGACCAGUGUUGAUGGCAAGGGAGACAUUCCACCAAACAAUGACUGACCAGUGAGGCUUCUCCUCAAGUUGAGGGCAUGGGACAUGUUCCACCAAGCACUGAUUGACCAGUGUUGAUGGCAGGGGAGACAUUCCACCAAACAAUGACUGACCAGUGAGGCUUCUCCUCAGGUUGAGGGCAUGGGACAUGUUCCACCAAGCACUGAUUGACCAGUGUUGAUGGCAGGGGAGACAUUCCACCAAACAAUGACUGACCAGUGAGGCUUCUCCUCAGGUUGAGGGCAUGGGACAUGUUCCACCAAGCACUGAUUGACCAGUGUUGAUGGCAAGGGAGACAUUCCACCAAACAAUGACUGACCAGUGAGGCUUCUCCUCAAGUUGAGGGCAUGGGACAUGUUCCACCAAGAACUGAUUGACCAGUGUUGAUGGCAAGGGAGACAUUCCACCAAACAAUGACUGACCAGUGAGGCUUCUCCUCAAGUUGAGGGCAUGGGACAUGUUCCACCAAGAACUGAUUGACCAGUGUUGAUGGCAAGGGAGACAUUCCACCAAACAAUGACUGACCAGUGAGGCUUCUCCUCAAGUUGAGGGCAUGGGACAUGUUCCACCAAGCACUGAUUGACCAGUGUUGAUGGCAGGGGAGACAUUCCACCAAACAAUGACUGACCAGUGAGGCUUCUCCUCAAGUUGAGGGCAUGGGACAUGUUCCACCAAGCACUGAUUGACCAGUGUUGAUGGCAGGGGAGACAUUCCACCAAACAAUGACUGACCAGUGAGGCUUCUCCUCAAGUUGAGGGCAUGGGACAUGUUCCACCAAGCACUGACUGACCAGUGAGGCUUCUCCUCAAGUUGAGGGCAUGGGACAUGUUCCACCAGACACUUAUAGAGCUCAUCUGGAGACUGGUUGGCCUGGUAUUUUUGGGGUGGGGGGUGGAGGGGGUGCGGCCAUUUACAUCAAGAUGACGAACUGUUAAGUCAUGAUGCCGUAAAUGCUCCUUCAAAGACAAUGUGUUCAUCUGGCAGAAAUACACCUUGGGACUUCACUGGCAGAUCCAGAGUGGGGAUGUGCAAAAUCUUUCCAGGACACCUCACAUGGUUAACUGCACCCAUGGCCAAGUCACAGUAUGUCCAACCCCUGUUUUCAAAAUCCUGGAUCUGCCUGGACUAUGUGUUCUUAGGUGUGGCAGCCAUUUGUAUCAGGAUGGCAGACAUUUACAUUGUGGCCACAUAGGUAUGAUGGAAGUGUUUGCGGCCGGCAUUGAUGGUGUUUUACUUUAUUAUGCUGGAUUCCUAGGGAUGUUUUUUUUUGUGGGGAAGCUAUCUUCAUUGUUGGAAGUCUGGGAUGAUUGUGAAGGAUGUUAUUACAUGGUUUGGUCAACUAAUUGGUCAACUAAUUGCUUUUUGUUCAUCUUGAUAUGGCAAUGGGACAGUGUCUAGAGCAUGAUCUUGUUCUGGAGAACGAUGGCAGACUUGUGACUUGUUUGUGUAAUAGCUGCCAGAUCCAGUGAACUGAAACCGGAACUGUUUCUCUGCAUGUGAGCUGUGUACAUAAGCAGGUGAUUAUUAUCUGGGGAAUGUCUCCGAGUGAAUCACAAGCCAGACAAGGCUUUAUGCUGUAUAUCUGCUCGCUAUAUUUAUCUCAUAUUUACAGGUGUGAUAUAGGUACAGCGCCAUAAAGUCCAAUAAAGAGGAAAUGGUUUAUUGCUCAUUUUACAUUAUUGCAAUGAAUUAAAAUUAAAUUAAAGUACCUUUGAAUUUAGGAAAAUAAUUUCUAAAAAUUCCAAUAUUUAAAAAAGGUUUAGAUAUGCAAAUUUGCCUUAGAUAUUAGAUAAAUCCCUUAUAUGACAUCCAAAAGUAAUUAUGAUUCUUUAAGUGAGUGAUUUUGAAGCAAUAUGUAAUAAGCAUUUAAAUUUUGUUUCUUAAACGUUAAAUCUUCUCAAUAGAACUCACUGCCUACUGUGCUGUGCUAUGCUAUUUCUGCAUCAAUAUGGGUAUGUAGGUAGUUAGUGAAGAAGAUGUCUAUGUGCAUUUGUAUGAUUUUAAAAAUUUGAAACAUAUAAUCAGUGAAAUGCAUAACAACCCGGUGACUGCCAUUUUCUUCAGUGUCGUGUAGAUAUUUGAACUGGCGGACACCUACCUCAUCCAAAUUGCUCACAUAUCUUUGGGUCAUGUAAUUUAAGGCGACUAUGGUCGUGAAUUGUUCCAAGGUAUUUAUGACAGAAUGGAGAUAUGUAGUCUGUCUCCGGGUCCCUGGAUCACUGUCCCUUCUGCCAAGCUGACUGUAAUGCUAAUGCUCUGGAUGAAAUAGUUCUAGAUUUUCCACAGGUUCUGAAACUCCCAUGUCACUGGGGUUCCUCCUCGGUUUAAAUGUAGUUACCCGUUUCUAUCAAAAUUAUAUAUGUUUAGACACUAUAACAAGUCUUUGUGAUCAUGUUAACUGUUACUAGAACAUUGAAGCAACGUAUACCCCAUUCUGGACACAGGAGCAGUAUCUUGUAAGAACUGACCGUGAGUUCAGGGCAGCCAUCAUGUGUGACCUGGCUUAUGUCUCAUCGCACUCACUCGUUCACAGUCCCAAAAGUGUGACUGUGCUUUCUCAUCUUGUCUUGAUGAUGUUCUUCAUGUCUCAAUAUGUAAUAUAUUUCAUUUAAUAUACAGUGAAGCCUUGUUUAUCUGGAACCUGUUAGCCAAGAAAACAAGCCUUCUGGAGAAACCCACUGAGAACGAAUGUCUACAUACAAAAGGACAUUUCUCUGAACCUGUGACAGUUUCAUUCAAAUCCGAUCUAGGUUCAUGUUACUGCUUAACUAAGAUCUGAGGACUUCCCAUUACAGGUCAUGUCAGAACGACCUGACAAAGUUCUCCAGCGAGAGACAGACAAUGAUUUCGACAGAAUCAUUUGUACAGCCCAAAGCUGUCGUUUGGAAUACCCCGUGUUAACCUUUCCGAGGAUGCAUGAUUAGAAAACACAUUUUGACAUUUCCUGAUCUGGUAAGCCACACUGAUUGAUCGGAUUGAAGCAAUAUCUUUGUCAAAAUAGUUUUCAAAGUGUGGAUGAAACUAGUGCCGCUUGGCCUGAGAAAGCUGCUUUCUGAUAGGCUAAUGUUGACUUCUUGUUAGUCUUGUUAUCCACUCAGAGGUCACAAAAGGUCAUUCUGACGUGACUUGUACUGAGAUGUCCUCAGAUCUUUAUUUAUCGGGAACAAGAACUAAGAUCUGAGUUUAAUGAGAUUGUACCUGUGAUACAAAUACUUGAUAUAAAAACUUGUAAUGAUUUCACAAGGAACGCUGCAGACCAGAUUAACGGAGCAUCAUGAGUGUUCAUACUAAUUUCCAGUCAAUGGCAAAUCAAACCUAUAUCUAGAUUACCAUGUAUCAGACUUUUCAGUCUCCAGGGCAUAACUUGAGUCCAUCAGAAUCACAUGUAGAUGCUGGUAAACAAACUGGAGAAAAACCUGCAUGAACACCAUGUUUUAGGACAGUAGGCGUUUGUGAACGGAAGAAUCCGUUUCAGGGAAGUGAGUGUGACGCAGUGGACAUGGUGUUUGUGCUGUGUGUGUAUCAUCAUUGCACCACUUCAACACAUCACAUACGCAGUGCAGUUCACACAUUAUUCAGUGUUCCCUUUUACAGGUAAUUACCAGGUUUUGUAACCGGUACAAUUAGGCUAAUUUUAAGUGCAAGGAUUUCGCUUUGCUUUGAGGUUAAAUGUAUAUUUGGUAGCGACUUAGUCUUGAAAUGUGCAACAAAAAAAAAGAGAGAAAAACUUGAACUUUGUGUGAAUGCUGUGUAGAUCUAACAUCGAACCUAUAAGUUUAUACAGGUCCAUGAUCUAACUAAGUUACUGCAGGGAGGAUGUCACUGCAUUGAACAUGAAGUAGCAGGGGUAGACCAGGUAAUUUUCAAACAUUAUUUUAUUUGUUUAAAGUUGGGACUGACAAAAUUAGGGGGGACUGGUAAUUUGUAGAGGGUUAACAGUCCACCAGGACUGUCAGUUUCAAAAGCCAGCGGGAACACUGAUUAUUGUAUUGAUUCUAAAGCGUAAAAGCUGCGGUAGGCAGCAAGUGCACGCAGUUGACUGGCCCAGGAGCAAACCUUCCACCCUUGCCAUUAUUGUUGACCAGCUGUAUUAUGCUAAUCUGCGGGUUCGAUUAUCAGUUUUUUUUCUGAAGUCUGUUUUGCAGUAGAGGUUUCUUAUUUCAUAAGAAUCUGAAACACAUUGCUUGCUUUAGAACAUUAAUUGAACGAGGAAGGGAUUAAGAAAGGAUCCCAGAGUUAACCAUCAUGUUGUGUGAAUGAAGAAAGAUUUUAUUGAAAUAGUAAGUCAUGCAUAUUUGAAAUGGGUGUGGUGUGUUGUGCCUUGUUAUUCAUUUAUCAGUUUUAAAGGUAGCAUCAUCUGAGGGGCACACCACUGAUAUACGGUGUUGUUAAGAGUAUUCAUAUUGUUGGAAUAUUUUUAGUGACAGGAUUGAUGACAAUGUGUGAAGUUUUGUUGACGUGUAACUGUGCCUAUAUCUCAUUCUGAUUUGAGAGCUUGAUGUUUAUUAGACCAGAUCAUUCUUUUUCUUCUUGUAUUACAAAUUCAUGGGACAAAUUGGCUGGAUGGAGGCGGAAAAAAGAAUAAGUAAAAGCCCAGGUCAAUACAAAAAAUGUUUGUAUUAUGGAUUUAUGGGGCCAAAUUGAUAAGAUUGAGGAAAAAAUAAUCUUGAAAAUGUUUAUAUUUCUUUAUUGAUUGGGUAACUACUCAGAAAAUAACUUCUGCUACUCCAAGAAGCAAAACUUCUUGAAGCCAUAAAUGAGACUGGCAGGGCAUGUGGCUAUGAAUUUGCUGACAAAUCACCAACUGUGUCAGUAAGUUUCUUUUCAAUUAUUUUCCUAAUUAGAAAGCUCUUCUGUUAUGUGACUAUUAGGCUAUAGCGCUUUGUCUGCACUGUGCAAAACCGUAUAAGAAAAGUCAAGAAGAAUCAAUUCACAAACUACAACCGGCCUCGUCUAGGUGCCAUUGUUAAUAAUGCAAAAAUAUGUAUAUGACAGUAUCUUAUCAGCAAGAAGUGAUAUGAUGGGCAGAGAUGAAGCAGUCCAAUGAAAUUAUGUUCACUUCUGCUGAUGGCAAGUGACAGUUGUGGAAGAGUUGCUUCCCUUCCAGUGAGAUAUUAAAUGAUAUUUUAGUGUUGUUGGUGAAUUAUUUUUGAAAUCAUUUAAUUAUUUCUCUUCUUUCACUUUUUUUAAAUAAGGGAAAAAUUAUUUCGGUUAAUUCGUAGUACAAGAGAGAAAAAGUGCUCUGGCCUUGUCAUUUGUUAAAAUAUAUAUGUGUUAUUAUAAGUUACUGCAUUUUUUAAAUGUUGUUUAGUAUAUAUUUUGUCACCAUUGAUUCUUUACAGUUUUCAUUCCUGCUGUCCUUAAGUCGUAUGACUCUAAACAGAGAUUUAUUUUACAGAGAUUGAGAUGAUUAUAGUAAGAGUGCCACACUUGGCUACCUGGGGGUUUGGUAGUCUCAUUCACCAGGAGCCUGUUCCACAAAAUGAUCAUAGCGUGAUCAAAGAUAUCAGAGCCUAUGUUAACGUAUGGGAGUUACAGUCAUAAUAGUGCUGAGAUCGCUUUGUGGAAUGGGGCCCUGAUAUGUGAUAAAUAACGUUAGAUAUUUGGUAGUGCUUUCCGUUUGUCAUAAUACAAAUAGUAUUUAGCUGCAACAAAAUGAACGUCAAUAAAUUGCUACAACACAAUGCUGACAAACCAACAACACUUUGGGUAUUCCUAAAAGUUUGUGCUGAUGUGCUGUUGCAGUACUGUUUAAAGCAAUUUUGAAUCACAUCUCACUUUCAUACUUAUGUUGUUCUAGCAGUGGCUAUUUUGGACAGUAUAGAAAGAAUAGAUUCAUUAUCUUGCCAAAUCUGAUUCGAGUGUAGUUGAAGACCAUUGUCUCAUGGUACAUAAAUGUAUUUUCCACCCUCAAAACUGGAGGGGUUUAGUUUAGUUCUUUGGAUAUGUAUUCUUUUAAAUUUAUUGAGCAGCUAGAAAUUUAUGCAAGUGGGAACCAGAUUAGAAUAGGUACCCAUCAGCCAUGCUAGUCACUUCAGGCAACUGGGUUGGGUGGUUGACCUGGUUGAUUGUGUAAUUGUACGUGGUGUGGGACGUUGCUCGUAAUAUCAACCACUGGUUAAUCUGAUUUGAUUAUUUAAAGGCUGCUGUAAUGUGUUGGAAUAUUGCCGAGUAAGGUGUAAAACAACAAACAGAAACAAAGCAUGUUACAUCAGGCUGAGGACAAACAUUUGAGCAGGAGGUGGAGCAUCCUCUAUAUCUCCAGGGCUCGCAUUUCGGUAAAUCUACACUCACCCCUGGACCACCCACAAGGUUUUCGUGAUCUUAAAUUACCUGCCUUUAAUUUCCUUUAGCCAAUUUGAUUGGCUACGCUAGAAGGUCUAACACCAAUCAUAAUGCGAGUUACUAACCAGUUUUAAUGUAGUGGUUGGCGAUAUCAACUAAACAGUGCCCAGUCCCAUAGAUUGCGAUAGAGUGUGAGAAAUUCAACGUUGAAAAAAUGACUGACACCCAAAAGAAAGUCCUCAAAACCUUAUUGAUGGAGAGGAUGUCUUCAUGUCCAUAAAAACUGGCGGUGGCUUAUAAGGCAAUACGAGUUAUAUCCCUUACACAUUCUUUUUCCUAAUCUCGACAUUUGAUUUGUUGGUAAAUUGUUAAUGAAACUCAAGGGCAGGUAAUAUAAGAUCGCAAAAACUUGUGGAUUGUUGCAGGGGUUGGUGAAGGUUCACCAAAAUGCGAUUCCUGGAGAUAGAGAGGAUGGAGGUGGACGGGUGACGUGACUUUGGCUAAUCGGCAUUGGAAACAUUUAUGAAUGUUGGCAUUAGAUAAUGGGGAGGAUAUGACUUUGGCCAAUCGGCAUUUAAAAUUUUUAUGAAAGUUGGCCUUAUAUUAUGGGGAGGAAAUGUUUGAAAGAGGCCUUUAAAAGGCCUUGAAUGUUGUGACUGAAAAUAUGUGUGGCCUUCCCUGAGAUAGAUAUCUCAUCAUAUACCAGAUCAUGUUUAGGAGAAUAUUUGAAAAAUAUAAUGUGAUUUCCCCCCUUGAAUCGUUUGUGGUAACAUUUCUGAUGUUGAAAUGUUCUAGUUGAAGUAGUUUAAUUAAAGGGCGAUACCUGUUGACUGUCAUGCAUAUAUGUAGGAUUCAGAUCUAUGGUGGGACUCUGAUCUGUGGCAGUUCUCAGAUCUAUGGCAGAUUCCACAAAUAGGGCAGAUAUUGGCACAAACUCAGAUCUAUGGCAGAUUAUCAUAAAAUAUUAUUAACUGGCAAUUUUUGUAGUGCUAGACUUCAGAUAGAUUCAUAUAUAGCUGCAGGCUUUUGAUGAUCAAUAUGAUUUCUCUGGAUUAUUUUUAUCAUUUCCCCUUUGGAACUGCAUCGUCAGGUGCAGGGUUUGCAUGUACCGGUAGGAACUUUUCUUAAAUACGUUUUGUUUGUUUUUUAAUUUCAGUGUAAGGGUCUUUCGGUUCUGGAUUCUUCCUCUGCUGGCAUGAAUCUGCAUCAAGCAGCUCUCACACUUUGGCGAGGUGGUUGCCGAGCCCUCCCGAGCCUAACUCGGUUAGCACUCGGGAAGAGACUACAUAUAUAAGAUUAUCAUACGAGUACAGUACGAGUGUGUUACGAGCCCCAUAGGAGUCCAAUAGGAGUCCAAUAGGAUUCCAAUAGGCGUCUAAUAGAAGUCUAACAAGAGUCUACUACUAUCUCGAUACGAGCUGUACGAGCUUGGUACGACUUUGGUACGCGGUGGCUACAAGCUGCGGGAAUGACACUCAUACAGCUCGUAUUAGACUCGGUCAACUCUGCGAUAAAUUUUGCAGACGAUUCUCAUACAAGUUCUGUAUGAGCACCACGAGAUCGCCUCGAGGGUACUACGAGUAGGACGAGUGUGUUAUGAGUUUGUUACGAGUUUACUAGCCAUUGGCUGGCGGCCCGACUGUUUUGAGCAGUUCCAAAACUCUCGCAGAUCACUAUGAGGUAUCCCGAGUUACCCCCAGUUUAGAACGACCUCGCUACGAGCUCCAUACGAGUACUCCCGAGUCAGCUCGGGUCCAUACUCGGGACGCAAGUCAGCAAAGUGUGAGAG